AUGAUGGAUAAGCAACCCUUACGGUUUCUAGCACUAACUGUGUGCACUUUUUUGAUUAUUAGGGGAAUUUCGAUUCAAAAACUUGAAUUUUUCCUUUAUCUAACUCAUUGGACCCUUUUAGCAAAAACAUUGACUUUUUUGUGCUUUUUUAGAGAAUUAGGAAGUGAGAAUUUUAGAAAAGUCUUAUUAUCAAUAUCAUGGACUAUGGGUCUUAAUGUUACUAUAUUAUAUUGGGCUUAUGCCUACCCUCUUACAGCCUCGCCAGAUUUUGAACUAUGGCAUUUAAUUCUCACUCAUGGAGGAGUGUUUUUAUUUUUAAUCCCAGAACUGAUCUCAUCUACUAUAACCUUUGUUAAUAAAGAUUUCUUAGGACCAGCAUGCAUUUCCGCUGUUUAUAUGUUUUGUGUUGUAAUCCCUUCAGCUUAUUUAGGUGUUAUUAUAUAUCCAGGAUUGACUUUCACGAACUUGCUCAGCUAUAUAGUGGUCAUAGCUAACUUUUGCGUCUCUUUUGGUGCUUUUUCGAUUGGAAAACAUAUUUGUCAAAAGUUUAUGAAGAGUCCAAAGGAAUUAAGUAAGAAAUUGGAAUAA
Blepharisma stoltei is the source of this 588-nucleotide messenger RNA. The record is from the annotation of a GenBank genome assembly. Lineage: Eukaryota; Ciliophora; Heterotrichea; Heterotrichida; Blepharismidae.